This is a messenger RNA of Poecilia reticulata (guppy), 1864 nucleotides long. RefSeq names its product acyl-CoA Delta-4 desaturase-like. NCBI's taxonomy places the organism in Eukaryota, Metazoa, Chordata, Actinopteri, Cyprinodontiformes, Poeciliidae. Gene Ontology annotation, cellular component: membrane. Gene Ontology annotation, biological process: lipid metabolic process. The record is from RefSeq and is a predicted model, not a curated record. Gene Ontology annotation, molecular function: oxidoreductase activity, acting on paired donors, with oxidation of a pair of donors resulting in the reduction of molecular oxygen to two molecules of water.
UGAUUAUUUUCUCUUUGCGCUCUCAGACGACCCUGUAUGUUUAUUGCGCCCCUGAUGUCCCGACCAAGCCAUCCGAAAUGGAUGAAAGGUGCGCGCUGAUUGGUCAGAAAACCUCGAAUGAUACGCUCGAAGUUCGCGCUGUGGAAGGAGGGUGACUAAACAGAGGGAACGAGCUGUUGGCUUUUAUGGUCUUUCUUAUUAAAAGUCGGUCUUUGCGAGGGGAGAAAAUAACGUGAGCAGGUCUGUGGACGUGACUGAAGUCCGGGAAAAAAAAGCAACAGGAGUCGGGAUUGUCGCUCAGCUGCAGGCUCCCGGAUCCAGAGACAGCAGCAGCAGCAGAGAGGAGUAUGGGAGUUGGAGGCCAGCAGACUGAGGCUGCAGGGGUUUUCUCCUGGGAGGAGGUCCAGAAGCACCGCAGCAGAAAUGACCGGUGGUUGGUCAUCAGUCGAAAGGUUUACAACAUCACCCAGUGGGCCAAAAGGCACCCGGGAGGAUCUCAUGUCAUCAGCCACUAUGCCGGAGAGGAUGCUACAGAGGCUUUCACAGCUUUCCAUCCUGAUCAAACGUUUGUGCAGAAGUUUCUAAAGCCUCUACUGAUUGGAGAGCUGGCAGCGACAGAGCCAAGCCAGGACGGAAACAAAAAUACAACCAUCAUAAAGGAUUUUGAGUCUUUACGUGCCCAGGUGGAGAAGGAAGGACUUUUUAAAGCCAAACCUUUAUUCUUCUGCCUCCAUCUUGGUCACAUCCUGCUGCUGGAGGCUCUGGCCUGGAUGAUGGUCUGGUACUGGGGGACGAGCUGGACUCUGACCUUACUGUGCGCUGUCAUGUUGGCAACAUCUCAAGCGCAGGCGGGAUGGCUGCAGCAUGACUUCGGUCACCUCUCUGUCUUCAAGAAGUCCAAGUGGAAUCACCUGGUCCACAAGUUUGUUAUUGGACAUUUAAAGGGAGCUGCAGCCAGCUGGUGGAAUCACCUUCAUUACAAUCAUCAUGCCAAACCAAAUGUCCUGAGCAAAGACCCUGACGUCAACAUGUCGGGCAUCUUUGUUCUUGGAUCUGUUCAGCCUGUGGAGUACGGCAUGAAGAAGAUCAAACACAUGCCCUACCAUCACCAGCACCAGUACUUCUUUUUAUUGGGGCCGCCUCUUCUCGUCCCAGUCGUCUUCAACCUGCAAAAUCUAAACGUCAUGAUUUCUCGCCGAAACUGGGUGGAUCUGGCUUGGUAUUUGUCCUUUUAUAUUCGAUAUUUCUCCUGUUAUGUGCCCCUAUAUGGCGUUUUCGGCGCUGUGGCUCUUAACCUCUUUGUUAGGUUUUUGGAGAGUCACUGGUUUGUCUGGGUGACUCAGAUGAACCAUCUUCCAAUGAAUAUAGAUUAUGAAAAGAACAGAGACUGGCUUACUAUGCAGCUACAAGCCACAUGUAAUAUAGAGAAGUCCUUCUUCAACGACUGGUUCAGCGGACACCUCAACUUUCAGAUCGAACACCAUCUGUUUCCGAGAAUGCCGAGGCACAACUACCACCUGGUUGCUGCGAGGGUCCGUGCGCUGUGUGAGAAGCAUGGGGUCUCUUACCAGAUGAAAACGCUAUGGCGAGGCAUGACUGACGUCGUCAGUUCACUGAAAACUUCAGGUGAUCUCUGGCUUGAUGCCUAUCUUCAUAAAUGAAGAGCUGCAUAUAAAUCAAGUGAUCUGCUUUUGCAUCAAAAACAUGUUGAGUGUUGAGAAUGAAAAGAAAAACAACAGAAAAUGUGACUUUUUUUCACCAUUUUUGAAGAUGGUGUUGUUAAUGGACUGAAAAACUAUUUAAAGCUUAUAGGAUUUUAAAUGUAAAGCUUAUAGGAUCAUCUUAAAAUAUCUUUAAAAUUGAA